CCGGACUGGAACCGACGACCACCGAAUUUCUGGCGCGAUGCUCUACCAGCUGAGCUACUAGUAGUUCAUUUUUUUUCGAUCUAAACAUACAGUGGGCACACUAAAGGUUAUGCACUUUGCAUGUUAUCAGCCACGACUUUCAGUUAUAUGCAAAGUAAUGCUGUACAUUUUGAAAGUCGAAUGAUAAAGAUGGUGCUAUGAAAUAAAUAUCUAUAAAUCAAAUGCACUUCCUUGUAUUUACUCACCGUUUUGUAGGUUUUAAGGUGUUACUAGUUUAGCCUACCUAACUACUGUUUUGUGUUUCAGUGGACUUUAAACGUACACAGACAUUUUGUGUGAUGCAUAAAUAGGAAAAUGUUGCAUAUUCGCAAACAUGUUUCUUCUGAUCGGUUUGAAGAGCGAGCGAUCGGUGUAAUGCACACCAUAGCAUAAUGAUACCUUUCUAAUGGGUUGCUUACAGGUAACAAAAUGCUCUAAAGACAUAGCUUUCUGGAAUUUACGCAGUGUAUAAUACUAUAAAAAAGUGUUUUAUCACUUUGUGUACCAAAAAUCACUCUAUUUUUAAUUUUCAAAGAAACACUGGAUUAAUUUUUAGUAGCUAAUUAACUUCAUGGUCAUUACUAAGUAAAUAUCGAAAUGCUGGUGUGUAGUAACUUAGUUCUUUCCAUUUUAUUACUUGCGUUUUCGUGAUCUAUACUAAGUCUGUAUGUGUGAAAUUCUCUACACAUGUAUACAUUUAAUAAUCGGCUCACGUUUCCUGAGUUGCCUUUUUGUACCGCAUUCUUUGUGCUAGUAUUGUAUCUAAAGUCAAGCAUAUCCUGUCUUAUGUAUUAUUAAGUGCGUUGACCAGGUUAAUCAAAGGGUGUCUGAUGCACUUCUUUUGGAAAUUAGGAAAAAUCACAUUGCUAGCUGUCUGAGAUGUGUGCCCUAGUACUUACGUUUGCUUAUGAUUAUCCUUGUAUUCUUAUCAGUGCACUGAAAAAUACCUCUGUUACGUCUAUUCUGUCUAGUGAUUCUUAUUUCAGUGAUGUCAUUUCAAGCUUCUCCUUGUAGAUCAAUUGAAUGGAUCCUAAACUUGAUGCAGCUAUAGAAGAAUGGGUGAAAUAUGAUAAGAAUGAAACCACUUGUUCACAGAUUAAGUUAAAGAAGGAAAAGAAACAAUGGGAUGAGUUGAGAAAGUUAUUACUGGAAAGAAUGGCUUUCGGAACUGCCGGCUUACGUGCAAAAAUGGGUCCAGGAUAUUCACAGAUGAAUGAUUUAACUAUUAUACAAACUACUCAAGGUUUACUUAAAUACGCGUCGAUCGUGUUCCCAAAUCUCAAGUCCGAUGGGAUUACAGUUGGUUAUGAUGCUCGCCAUAACAGCAGAAGAUGGGCAUACAUUGUUGCCAACAUAUUUCUCAAUGCUGACUGUAAAGUCUACUUGUUCAAAGAUCCAUUCCCAACUCCUAUGGUGGCGUUUGGUGUUAAACAUUUCAAGACUGCCUUAGGUGUUAUGGUGACUGCAUCACACAAUCCAAAGAAUGACAAUGGUUACAAAGUUUACUGGUCAAAUGGGUGUCAGAUAAUCAGUCCUCAUGACAAAGGUAUAUCAGAGUGUAUCAUUCAAAGUUUAACUCCUCUGGAGUCUUCAUGGGAUGUGCAAUCUGUUGAGACCAAUGCUUUGUGUCUAGAUCCAAUGCCUGACCUUAUGGAAACGUACUGUAAAUUACAAAAGGCCAAAUUAUGUUUUACAGAACAGGAGAAUAAAAAUUGUCAGGUGCCUUUUGUGUACACACCUAUGCACGGUGUUGGUUGGGAAGCAGUCAAAGCUUUGGUUUCAUCUUUUGGAUUUCCACCGCUGGAACCAGUCCCAGAACAGAUAACCCCUGACCCAGAUUUUCCAACUGUCGACUAUCCUAAUCCAGAAGAAGGUCCUUCUGCACUAAAUUUAGCUAUUAAACAUGCGGAAUCUGUAAACAGCGCAAUUAUUUUUGCUAAUGAUCCAGACGCUGAUAGACUAGCAGUUGCGGAAAAACAAUCAUCAGGUCGGUGGAAAAUUUUCACUGGUAAUGAACUUGGAGCUUUGUUUGGUUGGUGGCUGUCUAUGCACUGGCAAGAACGUAAUUCGAAAGGAAACAACUCUAAUGCUGUCAUGUUGUCCAGUACUGUUUCUUCGAAAAUAUUGCAAGCUAUUGCCAAACGUGAAGGAUUUCGUUUUGAAGAAACUUUGACUGGUUUAAAUGUUUUCGCUUUCGAAGAAGCUAUAGGUUUUAUGUGUGGUGAUGUUGUCUGGGAUAAAGAUGGUGUUGGAGCUCUAGCAGUUAUGGCUGAAUUAGCUGCCCAUGUUGGUCGUGAAGGGAAACUUUUAUCUGAACAAUUGAUGGAGAUUUACAAUAAGUAUGGUCAACAUAUUAGUAAUAAUGGCUAUUACUUUUGUCAUGAACCAGAGAAAAUUGUAAAGAUGUUCGAUCGUAUUCGUCAUUGGUCAAAUAAGCCUGGUCCUAAAGGUUAUCCUCAAAAAGUUGGACGAUUUCAGAUAAAUGGGAUACGUGAUUUAACAAUUGGCUAUGAUGAUCAUUUUCCAGAUUUUAAACCAGUGUUGCCCGUCAGUAAAUCAAGUCAAUUAAUUACUUUUGAUUUCGUGAAUGGUGUGACAUUAACACUUCGUACAAGUGGAACUGAACCAAAAAUUAAAUAUUAUUCUGAAUUAGUAUCGAAACCUGAAAGCAAGACACCUGUUCAAUCUUUAGUAGCUGAACUCCAGGAACUUGUGGAAAAAAUGAUUGAAGAAUUUUAUCAACCGGAGAAAAAUGGCUUCUUACCUCGAGUAGAUUAA
Messenger RNA from Heterobilharzia americana, 2817 nucleotides. NCBI's taxonomy places the organism in Eukaryota, Metazoa, Platyhelminthes, Trematoda, Strigeidida, Schistosomatidae. The record is from the annotation of a GenBank genome assembly.